CUCUGCCGUUAACGGUCCUUCCCGGGAUCUGCCAAAAGGGAACCGGCGGAAUUUCCGCUCGAGCGGGGAAGGGAGGGCCAGGCCAGGAAGGGAGGAAGCGCCUCUGGGUUGGCGGAUCCUGUCGGGGGAAGCAGCCUCCUCCAGACGAUGUGUCGCUUUAGAACCCGAAGUCUAGUUCUGAUGGGACUGGGAGUUUCCUCCUCUCUCUAGACCCAAAGCCGUGGGCGGGGUCACGUGACUGCCUGAGGGACCGUUGGGAAGGCCGAGGCCUCAUCCGGGUGAGAGAAGGAAGGAAGGAAGGAAGGGCGCUGAGAGGAACUGUGAUUUUUGGCUGAGAAUUUCGGAGUAGAGCCUGUGGAGGGAUUUCUUUCCCUUGAAAGAAAGAAGAGGAGGAAAAACAUCUUGGAUACGGUUGGGUUCUUCACCAGAGUGGUUCCAACAUGGAGAGACCCAACUCACCUGGACCUGAAGCAGGACCUGGGAGCAGUGGGGAAUCCUGGGAAAGAACCACAGAUAAGUUCCUGAGUGUGGACCUUGACAGCUCGGACACACAGCGCCAGCGCUUCAGGCAGUCCUCCUACCAAGAGGGUGAAGGACCCAGAGGGGUUUGCAGUCGUCUCCACGAUCUGUGCCGCCAGUGGCUGAAGCCAGAGCAGCACACCAAGGCCGAGGUGCUGGACCUGGUGACCCUGGAGCAGUUUCUGAGCAUCCUGCCCCCAGAGAUGGGGAGCUGGGUCCGAGAGUGUGGGGCAGAGACCUGUUCCCAGGCGGUGGCCCUGGCGGAAGGCUUCCUCCUGAGUCGGGCCGAGGACAAGGAGCAGGAAGGACAGGCCCAUAAUAAUAACUCCAUGGAAGUCCCUGCACCAGAGGAAUCUCCACCAGACACCACUCAGUCUCUCAGGCAGAAGGAGCUGAAGCGGGAAGGAGACGGGGCUGCCGCCUUGCCGGGGUCUGGAAUGAUGCUGUUGCCGAAUCCUCAGUCGUUUCCCCCCCUUUGCGAUGGAGUGGGACUGAGUCAGAUAACUCUGUUCUCUGUCCUGGCCGAUCUGAUUUGGUGGAACUUCACCAGUCACUUUAGACUUAGAGCACUCCUCGGGCAAAGCUCUCACGCCGUGUUCUUCGCAGAACUCUUUCAGAAGUUACCUGCCAGACAAAUGAGAGGCAAAUCUCUUCAGGAGAUGAACAGAGAAAGAGCUCAUGGAACAUGAAGAACAAGUCUUGUGCUGUAACAAACCCAAGGUAAGAGGGAAGGUGCCCAUUGCCUGGUGGCCAGGGGUGGGGCGGCCGGCGCCACUCGGUGCACAUGCGUGAGAUGGGGUGGGUCUCCCUGUGCCAGGGGUGUGGCCAGGAUUCCUGCGGAGGUGGGGUUUCAGCAGUGCUCAGAAGUAACAGUGAGGCGGCCAACUGGGUUCUGGUCUUCCAUAUUUUGCAGCAGUUUAUUCUUUUAUUUCAUUUAAUUUUUGUUGUUAUUAUCCAUACUAUAACCCAAUGCUUAAAAUGUAUUAUUAUUAUCAUUAUUAAACAACCAUCCCCCCAAUAUUGGGACUCCAUGCUUAAAAUGUGUUGUUAUCAUCAUCAUCAUCAUCAUCAUCAUCAUGCCUUCCCUCCAGUUUAGUGACUCAGUGCUUAAAAGUGUUUAUUAUUAAUAUUGUUGUUAUCAUUAUCCUGCCUUUCUCCCAAUAUAGUGACUUGAUGUUUAAAAUGUAUUAUUAUUGUUGUUAUUGUUAUUAUUAUUAACCAACAUGUUCCCUAAAUAUAUUAUUACUAUUAUUAUUAUCAUCAUCAUUAUCCCAUCUUCCCUCCAAUACAGGGACUCAAUGCUUCAAAUAUAUUAUUAUUAUUAUCUCACCUUCCCCCAAUAUAGUGCUUUUAAAAUAUAUUUACAGUAGAGUCUCACUUAUCCAACAUAAACGGGCUGGUAGAAUGUUGGAUAAGCGAAUAUGUUGGAUAAUAAGGAGGCAUUAAGGAAAAGCCUAUUAAACAUCAAAUUAGGUUAUGAUUUUACAAAUUAAGCACCAAAACAUCAUGUUAGACAACAAAUUUGGCAGAAAAAGUAGUUCAAUAUGCAGUAAUUCUAUGUAGUAAUUACUGUAUUUAUGAAUUUAGCACCAAAAUAUCACGAUAUAUUGAAAACAUUGACUACAAAAAUGCGUUGGAUAAUCCAGAACGUUGGAUAAGCGAGUGUUGGAUAAGUGAGACUCUACUGUAUUAUUAUUAUUAUUAUUUUCUGAAUUUUACUAGGUCCCUCUCAUCUGGGUAUUUUAAUCUAAUUAUUCAACCUUUAUAUUGCUGCUGCAGUCCCCCCACCUGUGAAGUUUGACUGAAUUGUAUUGGUGGUUGUUUGAUAUUAUUACUGUUGUAUUAACUUUUAACUUUUGCUUUAUUAUCUUAUUGUGUUUUAACCUGUGUAUAUUCUGCUAAUUUAUUUAUUUAUUUGUGUUGUUACUUUUGUAACAAUGUGAGCCGCCCCGAGUCCCCGCAGGGAAAUGGUCGCGGGGUAUAAUAAUAAUAAUAAUAAUAAUAAUAAUAAUAAUAAUAAUAAUAACUUUAUUUUUAUACCCCGCCCCAUCUCCCCGAAGGGACUCGGGGCGGCUUACAUGGGGCCUGGCCCGAUAAAACAAUCAAAUAUCAAAACACAGCAAUAAAACACGUUAUCCAAUAAAAACAUCAAUUACAGUAAAAACCAUCGUUAAAAUCAACAAAAAAAAACAUAAAAUAUUAACACUGGAGACUAAUUCAUAGAACCCAGGCAAAGUGCAACAUGUGCCGAAAUAGGGAAGGUAGUUUCCCAGUUGAAAUGAUGCCAGAGCAGAGAGGGAGCCAGCAAAGACAGUCUCCAUCUUGUCUCCUUGCUCCAGCUGAAGGCCCCUCCUACCAGUAACAUGCUUUGUGUGUGUGUGUGUGUUUGUGUAUAUAUAUAUGUGUGUGUGUGUGCACACACACACACGCACACACAUGAAUAUAUACAUAUAUAAUAUAAUUUACAAUAAUAUAUAAUAUUAUAAUAUAUUGUAUAUGCACAUAAUAUGUUAUGGUUGAGCCUUAUGGCUCCGAUACUGGGAGACGUGGUCGUAAGACUCCUCGGGAGUCAGAGACUCUCGAGGAGCGAGAAAGGAAGUGGCUGCGGGACUUAUUUGCAGAACCAUCUGACGAGGACUCCUUUGAGGGUUUUACCGAGAGAAUGGAGGAAGAGAUGGUUAGCUCAGAGGAGGAUGACAUGGAAUGGACUCGUGUGAGGGAGGAUUUGGGUGCCACCGGCAAUACUAGUAUGGAAGGCGAUUGGGGACCUUCAGGAUUAGACCCGUGGACAAGCUGGAGGGAUGGAACGGGAUCCACAGCUGGGGAUGCUGUGGGGCGUAGUCAAAGGUGUUUCAGCUCUGAUGAGGAGGAGGAGGAUGAGACACCUGGAAUUAGGGUAACAGCUGAUAGCGAUGAGGAGUUGUAAACUGGCAUAAAAUGGGGUUUAGAAUCCAGGGCUAAUUGCGUUGGGCAAGGUAAUCUGGACGAACGCUUGGGCUCUGGUUGGGAAUUUCCUGAAGACGGGUGUGAUUCGUUUGCUGAAUACCUUGGACCUCCGUCGUCUUUUUGACGGACGCUAAUUGCCUACUCUGGACUGACUGACUGACUGGCUGACUGACUGACUACGACCUCGGACUAUCCUUCCUGUGGCUAUCGUUGGAACUGGUGAACUACAAACAUCUGUACCUGGCUUACGACCUUCGGACCGGAUUGGGACCUCGCUGACCGCUGCUGCCCCUGAUUGAUGUGUUUGAACUCGGAGAUUGUUUGCUGCUCGGAGGAGUAACUUCUUAGUUACUCAAUCACAGCCGCGGGCACGAUGCCCACAGAGGGGCGGGGCUUCCCGGCACUUGAACGGAGCCCGACACACAGAGACAGAGACGCUCCUUUCUUUUCCUCCAAUAGGAAUCCGCCUUCCUCUCCGACGUCAUCGGUCUCCGGGCAGACUCUCCCCCGGCCCUUUCCUUCGCCGUUCUGCCGUUAACGGUCAUUCCCGGGACCGCCAAUGGGAAUCGGGCUCCUGCCGCGUCGUCACCGGUCUCCGGGCAGACCCGGAGAGAGUCUCACUUAUCCAACGUAAACAGGCCGGCAGGAUAAGUGAAUAUGUUGGAUAAUAAGAAGGGAUUCAGGAAAAGCCGAUUAAACAUCAAAUUAGGUAAUGAUUAUACAAAUUAAGCACCAAAACAUCAUAUUAUACAACAAAUUUGACAGAAAAAGUAGUUCCAUGCGUAGUAAUGCUAUGUUGUAAUUACAGUAGAGUCUCACUUAUCCAACACUCGCUUAUCCAAUGUUCUGGAUUAUCCAAUGCAUUUUUGUAGUCAAUGUUUUCAAUAUAUCGUGAUAUUUUGGUGCUAAAUUCAUAAAUACAGUAAUUACUAUAAUAGCAUUACUGUGUAUUGAACUACUUUUUCUGCCAAAUUUGUUGUCUAACAUGAUAUUUUGGUGCUUCAUUUGUAAAAUCAUAACCUAAUUUGAUGUUUAAUAGGCUUUUCCUUAAUGCCUCCUUAUUAUCUAACAUAUUCGCUUAUCCAAUAUUCUGCCAGCCCGUUUAUGUUGGAUAAGUGAGACUCUACUGUACUGUAUUUACAAAUUUACCACUAAAAUAUCACAAUGAAUUUAAAACACUGACUACAAAACAUUGAUUAUGAAAAGGCAGACUGCGUUGGAUAAUCCAGAACAUUGUAUAAGUGAAUGUUGAAUAAUGGAAUGGAUUUUAAUUAUAUGUUUUAUAUUUUUAUAUUGUUUUAAUUGUUUUAUUGGAUUUUCAUUGCUGUUUUAAUUAUGUGCAGGCAUUGAAUUGUUGCCAAUUUGUACGCCGCCCUGAGUCCCUUCGGGUGAGAAGGGCGGGAUAUAAAUGUUGUAAAUAAAUAAAUAAAUAAAUAAGUGAGAUUCUACUUUAAUAUGAAAUAAUUACUCCCAACAAAAAAUUCACUCAGGGAUGAAACAGCCAGGCUUUAAAGCUGCAAGGCCAUUACAUCCUAAUCAUUUUCCUAAUUGCAGCAUUCAUACUUGCCUCCAACAAACAAAAAAAAACCAAUCAGAAAUAUUGUAUAUUCACAACCUUUAGGAAAUAAUAUCCCCUGAUGGCGCAGCGUGUUAAAGCGCUGAGCUGCUGAACUUCUGGACCGAAAGGCCACAGGUUUGAAUUGGGGGAGCGGAGAGAGCCCCCACUGUUAGCCCCAGCUUCUGCCAACACAGAAGUUCAAAAACAUGCAAAUGUGAGUGCAUCAAUAGGUACUGCUCCAGCGGGAAGGUAACGCCGCUCCAUGCAGUCAUCUCACAUGACCUUGGAGGAGUCUACGGACAACGCCGGCUCUUCGGCUUAGAAAUGGAGAUGAGCACCAACCCCCAGAGUCAGACAUGACUGGACUUAACGUCAGGAGAAAACCUUUACCCUUGACCUUAACUACCACCAAUUCCUCAAGACUUUAUUUCCCAGACCACCAGACUUCGCCACAGCAACGCAUGGCCGGGCACAGCUAGUAUACUUAUAAUAAUACAUAAUAAUGUUGUAAUAGGUAAAGGGUCAAGGUUUUCUCCUAAUACUAAUAUUGUGCUAUGCUAAUAAGAUAAUAUACUGUAUAUACAUAUAAUAAUACAUAAUAAGAUUGUAAUAGGUAGAGAGUCAAGGUUUUCUCCUAAUACUAAUAUUGUGCUAUGCUAAUAAGAUAAUAUACUGUAUAUACAUAUAAUAAUACAUAAUAAGAUUGUAAUAGGUAGAGAGUCAAGGUUUUCUCCUAAUACUAAUAUUGUGCUAUGCUAAAAAUAUAAUAUACUGUAUAUACCUAUAAUCUAUAUAUAUAAAAGAGUGAUGGCAUCACGGCAAUUCACAAAACAACAAAAGUACAGGCCCCCCAACCUCGAAAUUUGACAACACAACCCAUCAUCCACGCCUCAAGGUUGAUACAACAAAAAGAAAAAAAAAGUCCUAAUUAGAGGGAGAGCAAUAAUUUUUUUUAUCCAAUUGCUGCCAGUUUAGAGGGCUAAUCUCUGCCCACUUGGUUGCCUAGCAACCAGCCAAGGGACAGCCAGGUUUCAGUUAGGGGACAGGCAGAUUUAGGCCUCACUUAGACUUCUUCCACAGAUUAUCUAAUUUGCACUGGAUUAUAUAGCAGUGUAGACUCAAGGCCCUUCCACACAGCUAUAUAACCCAUUUAUAAUCUUAUAUUAUCUGCUUUGCACUGGAUUAUCUUGACUCCACACUACCAUAUAAUCCACCUCAGUGUGCAUUUUAUACAGCUGUAAAGAAGGGGCCUCAUAUAAUCCAGUUCUGAGCAGAUAAUAUAAGAUUAGAAAUAUACAGUAGAGUCUCACUUAUCCAACGUAAACAGGCUGGCAGGAUAAGUGAAUAUGUUGGAUAAUAAGAAGGGAUUCAGGAAAAGCCAAUUAAACAUCAAAUUAGGUAAUCGUUAUACAAAUUAAGCACCAAAACAUCAUAUUAUACAACAAAUUUGACAGAAAAAGUAGUUCCAUGCGCAGUAAUGCUAUGUAGUAUUUACAGUAGAGUCUCACUUAUCCAACACUCGCUUAUCCAACGUUCUGGAUUAUCCAACGCAUUUUUGUAGUCAAUGCUUUCAAUAUAUCGUGAUAUUUUGGUGCUAAAUUCAUAAAUACAGUAAUUACUAUAUAGCAUUACUGUGUACUGAACUACUUUUUCUGACAAAUUUGUUGUCUAACAUGAUGUUUUGGUGCUUAAUUUGUAAAAUCAUAACUUAAUUUGAUGUUUAAUAGGGUUAUCCUUAAUUCCUCAUUAUCCAACAUAUUCACUUAUCCAACGUUCUGCCGGCCCGUUUAUGUUGGAUAAGUGAGACUCUACUGUACUGUAUUUACAAAUUUACCACUAAAAUAUCACAAUGAAUUUAAAACACUGACUACAAAAACAUUGAUUAUGAAAAGGCAGACUGCGUUGGAUAAUCCAGAACAUUGUAUAAGCGAAUGUUGGAUAAGUGAGAUUCUUCUUUAAUAUGAAAUAAUUACUGGGAUAGAAUAAUGCAGAACAAUAUAAUCUCUAAAACCAGGACAGUAAAUAAACAGGGGAAUUCCACACAGGAAACAAUCAGGGCCAGCUAACACCUCCCAACAAAGUAUUCCCAUCAUCAAAGUCUGGCAAAUCCUGUUUUCUCAGGGCCACAGACAGUAGAAGCACAUAAAAUAUCGCAAACAACAUCACUCUGAAAACAAGGGUAUUCCAGACAGGAAACAAUCAGGGCCAGCUAACACCUCCCAACAAAAAAUUCACUCAGGGAGGAAACAGCCAGGCUUUAAAGCUGCAAGGCCAUUACAUCCUAAUCAUUUUUCCUAAUUGCAGCAUUCAUACUUGCCUCCAACAAACAAAAAAAACCAAUUAGAAAUAUUGUAUAUUCACAACCUUUAGGAAAUAAUAUCCCCUGAUGGCGCAGCGUGUUAAAGCGCUGAGCUGCUGAACUUCUGGACCGAAAGGCCACAGGUUUGAAUUGGGGGAGCGGAGAGAGCCCCCACUGUUAGCCCCAGCUUUUGCCAACCCAGAAGUUCGAAAACAUGCAAAUGUGAGUGCAUCAAUAGGUACUGCUCCGGCGGGAAGGUAACGCCGCUCCAUGUAGUCAUCCCACAUGACCUUGGAGGAGUCUACAGACAACGCCGGCUCUUCGGCUUAGAAAUGGAGAUGAGCACCAACCUCCAGAGUAAGACACGACUGGACUUAAUGUCAGGGGAAAACCUUUACCCUUGACCUUAACUACCACCAAUUCCUCAAUACUUUAUUUCCCAUACCACCAUACUUCGCCACAGCAACGCGUGGCCGGGCACAGCUAGUCUAUAUAUAUAAAAGGAUAAAGUUGUGGGGGCAGUGACUAUAACAACAAAACUAAACAUCCCAGAAAUACGAAACUUGGCAACACAACGCAAAAGCCUUGCCUCCCGGUUACAUCAACACAACCACACCACAAAACCACAAUCCGGACCCACAAAACUCACAACAACACAUCAUGACUAUAACAACACAACUAAAUGCCCUAGAAAUACAAAACUUGGCAACACAACACAAAAGCCUUCCCUCCCGGUUGUAACAACACAAUCACACCACAAAACCACACUAGACCCACAAAAUUCACAACAACGCAUCAUGACUAUAACAACACAACUAAACGCCCCGGAAAUACGAAACUUGGCAAAACAACGCAAAAGCCUUGCCUCCCGGUUGUAACAACACAAUCACACCACAAAACACAAUCCGGACCCAUAAAACUCACAACAAUGCAUCGUGACUAUAACACCACAACUAAACACCCCAGAAAUACGAAACUUGGCAAAACAACGCAAAAGCCUUGCCUCCCGGUUGUAACAACACAAUCACACCACAAAACACAAUCCGGACCCACAAAACUCACAACAAUGCAUCGUGACUAUAACACCACAACUAAACACCCCAGAAAUACGAAACUUGGCACACAACUAAACGCCCCAGAAAUAGAAAACUUGACAACACAAUGCAAAAGCCUUGCCUCCUGGUUGUAACAACACAACCACACCACAAAACCACAAUCCGGACCCAUAAAACUCACAACAAUGCAUCGUGACUAUAACAACACAACUAAACCAGAUGACCAUCUGUCUGAGAGGUUUGGGUGGGUUCUUCCUCCAUGACAAAAAGAAAGAAAGGGGUUAGACUGGAUGCAAACUACAAAUCCCAGCACCCCAUGGCAUGGAGUCCAUGCAUUUCAAUUAGAGGCCUCUUCCUUCUCCCUUUCCCCACCAUCCAACCCACUGACCCAGUUCCAUGGCUCUGCAGGCAGGAAAGGCUGGGACGGAUAGAAUGAAGGAAGGAGGGAGGGAAGGGAAGCGAAGGAAUGCCAAGGACAAGAGCCCUCCCUCUCUGCCCAGAAGGCAAAGAGCAAAAGGGAGAGAAAGACCAUUGAUCCGGCUAUAUUUACCCUCCUUUCUGACCAGUGUGUUCUUAUCAGUGAGCUCAGGAUUGGAGCAGAGAAAGGGAACAGCAUAGGAAUAAAGGAAACAAGGAGAGCACCCACUCUAUCUAUCCAUCCACUCACCCACUAAUAAUAAACACCUACACAGGCAAGAAUCAGCCAUGCACUGAGUCUACAAGACCAUUCAGUGCUCAUCUACCUCCCCAAUCCCUACAUUCACACUUGGCCUCCAGAAAAACAAUUACAAUAAUAACAAUGACAACAAUAACAAUAAGAAUCAACACCAUCACAGGCAAGAAGCAGCCAGGCACUGAGGCUAAGAGGCCAGUCAGUGCUACACUGGGCCUCCAAAAAACAAUACAGUAGCAUCUAACUUAUCCAACCUUCAUGACCACAACAACAACAAUAAUAAUAAACACCUACACAGGCAAAACAAAAAAAGACUAUUGUACCACAAUAAAAAUAUAAACCGCACUCAGCAGAAUCAGACAUUACAAUUAACAACAAACCAAAGACAACAGGGAUCUCAAGCAAUUAUCAAUCAACACAAAAAUUGAAGAAGGUAACAGACUUCAAAUACUACUACUAAUGUGAGUAUAAAGAAGGAUGGAGGUCACAGCAUAAAUACAACUUAAUGUAGACUGACCAACACCACCAGACUAAGCCACAGCAACGCGUGGCCGGGCACAGCUAGCAAUUUAUAUAUAUAAAAGAGUAAUGGAAUCGGCACCGGCAAAACAACAAAACUACAGGCCCCCCAACCGCGAAAUUUGACAACACAACCCAUCAUCCACGCCUCUAGGUUGAUACAACAAAAAAGAAAAGAAAAAUAAAGUCCUAAUUAGAGGGAAAGCAAUAAUUGUUUUUAUCCAAUUGCUGCCAGUUAAGAGGGCUAAUCUCUGCCCACUUGGUCUCCUAGCAACCAGCUCAGCCAAGGGACAGCCAGGGUUCAGUUAGGGGACAGGCAGAUUUAGGCCUCACUUAGGCCUCUUCCACAGAUUAUCUAAUUUGCACUGGAUUAUAAGGCUUUUCGAAUAAGGCUUUCGAAUAAGAAUCAGCAGCAUUAAUUACUAUUAUGUAUACUGGAACUCAAUUGACAGACCCAGUCUUUUAAACUUGAGCACGCCUAUCUGUAUUUUAUAAUGCGUUUUAUGAAUGUUUUAUUUAAUUUUUUUAAGUUAAUUUUUUAAACUGAUUUAUAAUGUAUUGUAUAGUUUUUAUAUGUGUGUUUUAUUGUAAGCCGCCCUGAGUCCCCUGUUGGGUGAGAAGGGCGGGAUAUAAAUAUUGUAAUAAAUAAAUAAAUUAUAUGGCAGUGUAGACUCAAGGCCCUUCCACACAGCUAUAUAACCCAUUUAUAAUUAUCUGCUUUGCACUGGAUUAUCUUGACUCCACACUACCAUAUAAUCCACUUCAGUGUGCAUUUUAUACAGCUGUGAAGAAGGGGCUUCAUAUAAUCCAGUUCUAAGCAGAUAAUAUAACAUUAUCAAUAUACAGUAGAGUCUCACGUAUCCAACAUAAACAGGCCGGCAGAACGUUGGAUAAGUGAAUAUGUUGGAUAAUAAGAAGGGAUUCAGGAAAAGCUGAUUAAACAUCAAAUUAGGUCAUCAUUAUACAAAUUAAGCACCAAAACAUCAUGUUAUACAUCAAAUUUGACAGAAAAAGUAGUUCCAGCGCAGUAAUGCUAUGUAGUAAUUACUGUAUUUACAAAUUUACCACCAAAAUAUCACAAUGAAUUUAAAACACUGACUACAAAAACAUUGCCUGCUAAAAGGCAGACUGCGUUGGAUAAUCCAGAACAUUGGAUAAGCGAAUGUUGGAUAAGUGAGAUUCUACUGUAAUAUGAAAUAAUUACUGUGAUAGAAUAAUACAGAACAAUGUAAUCUCUAAAACCAGGACAGUAAAUAAAGAGCAACAUCUGAAAGCAGGGAAAUUGGAAAUUCCACAAAGGAAACAAUCAGGGCCAGCUAACACCUCCCAAGAAAGGAUUCUUCCAGAAAGGAAGCUGAGAAGGGAGUGAAGCAGUGUGUAUUACCAAAGUCAUUAUUAUUACUAUUACUAUUAUCAUGCUCCCAUUGGUACAGCCUAGAAUCACAUUGGCUUUUUAAAGCUGCUCUAUCACAUUUUAUUUAAAAAAAAACAUUUUAUUCAAACACAGAAAAACAAAAACAAAUCAAAGCCUGUUUACACAAAUUACAAUUUUGGCAUUUUAUUUUUUUACACAAAUUAUAACUUUGGUACCUUUUUUUUAAUGACUACUUAACAAAUAUAAAGGGAACAAGGACACACACUUUGCACAAUAAGAUCAAAAUUAAUGGACCCCAAACCACAGUCUAGAAACCUCUCACUCACUAUACGAUUAUCUGUUUACUCGAUUUCCUUUCAAUACUGUUCUAUACUCUAUACUUCAUCAAUUUAGUUAAUGUGUCCAUCUGAACUGAUUCAUGAAUGUACAUCAGUCGUUGUCAUCAUUCUUUGCCUUACAUUCCCUGCUGUUAGGGAGAUAUGUUGUGUAUCCUAAUGGACCCUUUGCCAAAGGUGGGGAUUAAACAGUCCCAAAUACCAAAAAUGAUUCACUGUAAGCAACGAUAAAUGCACAUGUAGAGUGAUGGUCUCGUGUUCCAGGGCUCUCCUAGUAUAAACUCUGAGGUUUAUUAAACAAAGAUAAGCCAAGACCAUAUUAACUUACAGGAAGACUGAAGUCUUCGGUCCGGCUAAAACAGUGGUUGCCAACCUGUGGUCCGUGGGCCACCAAUGGUCCGGAAGAGCUUAAAUAGGGUCCAUGGCCUCACCAUUACUACACCAUUGCAAUGAGAGCGAGUAGUCUCGCAAAACCCUCUUAUAGUGCCGAGGUUUAUUGAAUAUGGUUUUCUGUGGGCGAGCAGAUGGCGACUACUGGGUGGCAUGUGUUCUGUAUCAGGAACUAGAGCUGAUGUGGUCUGUCCAAUGCCAUUUUCUGAAUCAGCACCCCAAAUAACCAAACCGAAUCUAAAGUUGACCAAAAACUGAGUUGUAACCCUUUUGGUAUUAAUUUUGGAGAGUGGUCCCUGGUCAAGUGAUCCCUAGUUGGAAACCACUGGGCUAAAAAUAAUGCAAUUGGAGCCACACAGUCGAAGGAACAAUGAACACAAGUGCAGGUCAAGAGUCCAGUUAAUGCAGACACGUCGAGUACUGUAGAUCCAGGUCAGGAGCAAAAAUAAACAAGACCCAAGGUUACAGACCAAUGGUCAUAUGCCAAGAGUUCAUUACGCAGAAUUCAUCAAAUAUCAAGAGUACAAACCGAAUUUAGAGUCCCAAAAUCAAGCCAGCAAGUCAGGGAUACAAACAAAGUCCAGUCCAUAAACGAAACCAGAACGUCAGUCCAGAAUUUAGAGUCAAAUAUUCAGUAUACAACAAAGUCCAGAAAAGGGUUACAGGUACAGAGCUAGAGCCCAAAAUAAUAAUAAUAAUAAUAACAACACUUUAUUCAUAUUCCGCUCUAUCUCUCCAAAGGGGCUCAGGGCGGAUCACAGUCCAUACAAUACACAUGCACAGCAAACAUUCAAUGCCGUUGAAUGAAGCAGAGCCAAGACAUGAGACAGGAGUAUGAAGAUAUGACGUUAUCUGCAACCAAAGAGCUAUUCUUUUUCAGAACCUUUUAUCCCGAGAUCUCAGCUGCUGCUCAUUUCAGCAAACAUUCACAGAUCAUCCUAGAAGCCUGCGAUGGGUCUCCUUGGGGAGGAGGUUAGGUGAACCCCUUCCAAGCUUGCUGCAAUCCGGAGAAAAGAGCCCCUCUGAGUGACACCUGCUCCCAGAAGUCGUCAGCCAAGGCCACACAAACUGCAGUUCUGGUGGAGAGAGAGCAAGGUGCUGGCCUUCCUCUUUCCUUGCAAUGCUUUUUUAGAGAGAGCUCGGAAACUCAAAGGCCCGUCUCCUCUAGAGGAACAUGAGUUCUGUGAUGUCUACUGUAUGCUGAACUUUCUCUAAAGCACUUUUCACAUUGGGUACAUUUGUAUGGCUUCUCCCUUGUGUGGGUCCUUUGAUGGAAAUGCAGAUGGUCACUCUGACUGAAGCCUUCUCCACACUCCAUGCAUUCAUAUGGCUUCUCCCCUGUGAGUCUUUUGAUGGGAAUGUAGACUGUCACUCCGACGGAAGCUUUCUCCACAUUCCAUGCAUUUAUAAGGCUUCUCCCCCAUGUGGGUCAUUUUAUGGGAACAUAGCCUGCUUCGCUGAAAGAAGCUUUCUCCACAUUCUAUGCAUUCAUAUGGCUUCUCCCCUGUGUGGGUCCUUUCAUGGGAACGUAAUUUGUCACUCCGACUGAAGCUCUUUCCACAUUCCAUGCAUUUAUACGGCUUCUCCCCUGUGUGGGUCCUUUGAUGGGAACGUAAUUUGUCACUCCGACUGAAGCUAUUACCACAUUCCAUGCAUUUAUGUGGCUUCUCCCCUGUGUGGGUCAUUUUAUGGGAACGUAGAUGUCCAUUGCUACUGAAGCUUUCUUCACAUUCUAUGCAUUUAUAUGGCUUCUCCCCUGUGUGCUUCCUUUGAUGGGAACGUAGGCUGACACUCCAAUGGAAGCUUUCUCCACAUUCCAUGCAUUUAUAUGGCUUCUCCCCUGUGUGCUUCCUUUGAUGGGAACGUAGGCUGCCACUCCGACUGAAGCUUCCUCCACAUUCCAUGCAUUUAUAUGGCUUCUCCCCUGUGUGCUUCCUUUGAUGGGAACGUAGGCCGCCACUCCAACAGAAGCUUUCUCCACAUUCCAUGCAUUUAUAGGGCUUCUCCCCCGUGUGGGUCCUUUGAUGGGUACGUAGACUGUCACUCCGACUGAAGCUCUUCCCACAUUCCAUGCAUUUAUAUGGCUUCUCCCCUGUGUGGGUCCUUUGAUGGGAACGUAAUUUGUCACUCCGACUGAAGCUCUUCCCACAUUCCAAGCAUUUAUGUGGCUUCUCCCCUGUGUGGGUCCUUUGAUGGGAACGUAGAUGGCCACUCUGACUGAAGCUCUUCCCACAUUCCAUGCAUUCAUAGAGCUUCUCCCCUGUGUGCUUCCUUUGAUGGGAACGUAGACUGCCACUGCGACUGAAGCUUUCUCCACAUUCUAAGCAUUUAUGUGUCUUCUCCCCUGUGUGGGUCCUUUGAUGGGAACGUAGGCUGUCACUGCGACUGAAGCUCUUCUCACAUUCCAUGCAUUUGUAAGGCUUCUCCCCUGUGUGCUUCCUUUGAUGGGAACGUAGGCUGCCACUCCAACAGAAGCUUUCUCCACAUUCCAUGCAUUUAUAUGGCUUCUCCCCUGUGUGCUUCCUUUGAUGGGAACGUAGACUGCCACUCCGACUGAAGCUUUCUCCACAUUCUAUGCAUUUAUAAGGCUUCUCCCCUGUGUGAGUCCUUUGAUGAGAACGUAGAUUGGUACUGUGACUGAAGCUUUCUCCACAUUCCAUGCAUUUAAAGGGCUUCUCCCCUGUGUGCUUCCUUUGAUGGAUAAGCAGACGGGUACUGUGACUGAAGUAUUCUCCACAUUCCAUGCAUUUAUAUGGUUUCACCCCUGUGUGGGCCCCUUGAUGGAUACGCAGACUGCUACUCUGACUGAAGCUCUUUCCACAUUCCAUGCAUUUAUAGGGCUUCUCCCCCGUGUGGGUCCUUUGAUGGGAACGUAGUUUAUCACUGUGACUGAAGCUCUUCCCACAUUCCAUGCAUUUAUAUGGCUUCUCCCCCGUGUGGGUCCUUUGAUGGGAACGUAGUUUAUCACUGUGACUGAAGCUCUUCCCACAUUCCAUGCAUUUAUAUGGCUUCUCCCCUGUGUGGGUCCUUUGAUGGGAACGUAGAUUGCCACUCUGACUGAAGCUCUUCCCACAUUCCAUGCAUUUAUAUGGCUUCUCCCCUGUGUGCUUCCUUUGAUGGGAAUGUAGACUGCCACUGCGACUGAAGCUUUCUCCACAUUCUAAGCAUUUAUGUGUCUUCUCCCCUGUGUGGGUCCUUUGAUGGGAACGUAGGCUGUCACUGCGACUGAAGCUCUUCUCACAUUCCAUGCAUUUGUAAGGCUUCUCCCCUGUGUGCUUCCUUUGAUGGGAACGUAGGCUGACACUCCAAUGGAAGCUUUCUCCACAUUCCAUGCAUUUAUAUGGCUUCUCCCCUGUGUGCUUCCUUUGAUGGGAACGUAGGCUGCCACUCCAACAGAAGCUUUCUCCACAUUCUAUGCAUUUAUAGGGCUUCUCCCCUGUGUGCUUCCUUUGAUGGGAACGUAGACUGCCACUCCGACUGAAGCUUUCUCCACAUUCUAUGCAUUUAUAAGGCUUCUCCCCUGUGUGAGUCCUUUGAUGAGAACGUAGAUUGGUACUGUGACUGAAGCUUUCUCCACAUUCCAUGCAUUUAAAGGGCUUCUCCCCUGUGUGCUUCCUUUGAUGGAUAAGCAGACGGGUACUGUGACUGAAGUAUUCUCCACAUUCCAUGCAUUUAUAUGGUUUCACCCCUGUGUGGGCCCCUUGAUGGAUACGCAGACUGCUACUCUGACUGAAGCUCUUCCCACAUUCCAUGCAUUUAUAUGGCUUCUCCCCUGUGUGGGUCCUUUGAUGGGAACGUAAUUUGUCACUCCGACUGAAGCUCUUCCCACAUUCCAAGCAUUUAUGUGGCUUCUCCCCUGUGUGGGUCCGUUCAUGUCUAGUAAGAGAACCUUUCCUAUCAAAUUGUUUUCCACAUUCCACACACUGAUGUAACUUCUCCCGUGUUUGUGAUCUAGGAUAGGGAGGUAGAGGACUUGCCAUUCUUUUAUAUUUAUAAUUCAAAUAUUACGCCAGGGGUUCACAGACAUAACCUCCUGAAUAGCACAAUCUUUGUAUUGCUGUAGCCUUCUGCUCGCUUUUCCAAGCCUCUCUUUUUUCAGCACAAUCUUAUUUCUUCCUGUUAACUGCAUAGGUUUGUAACUUGAAAUAUAUUUUUCUACUAAUUAUUUUUUCUUGUUGUCAUUGCUGUGUAUCUUGAAGUCACUUUAGACUUAGAGCACUCCUCGGGCAAAGCUCUCACGCCGUGUUCUUCGAAGAACUUUUUCAGAAGUUACCUGCAGACAAAUGAGGGGAAAGUCUCUUCAGGAGUUUAACAGAGAAAGAUCUCAUGGAACAUGAAGAACAAGUCUCGUGCUGUAACAAACCCAAGGGAAGAGGGAAGGUGCCCAUUGCCUGGUGAGAAAUGCUUUAACACUUGCCCAACAACAAACAAUCCCUCCUCAGGUCCAAAGGGAACGGUGCGCAAAGGUUCUCUGCACAAAAUAAAAUUCAACCCUACAAAUUAAAAUCCAACAAUGCAGCAAAGCUGAAGGCAUAACAGGCUGUGAACUGUGAACAUUUAUUUUUGGUGUCUUUUGCACAAUUAAAUUAUUCUCAAUGUCUUGUAGAGAUAUGUGGUCACCCUUAUAUAAAUUAAUGUAAUAAUGUUUUAAAGCCUGUUGAAUAUUGAUAUCAUUCAUUAAUAUUUUAUCCUCAUGUUGUAUCUUAACAGUAAGUCCCCUUCAGGGUAGAGAAAGGCGGUAUAAAAUGUCAUAAAUAAAUAAAUACAUAAAUAAAGAAUUGACAAUUACA
Anolis carolinensis (green anole) is the source of this 16459-nucleotide messenger RNA. RefSeq names its product zinc finger protein 24-like. The transcript is spliced from 6 exons. The record is from RefSeq and is a predicted model, not a curated record. NCBI's taxonomy places the organism in Eukaryota, Metazoa, Chordata, Lepidosauria, Squamata, Anolidae. Bases 441 to 1208 code for a protein of 255 amino acids.